Sardina pilchardus (European sardine) is the source of this 1969-nucleotide messenger RNA. It is a transcript of the gene snapc2, whose product is annotated as small nuclear RNA activating complex, polypeptide 2. Bases 391 to 1761 code for a protein of 456 amino acids. Lineage: Eukaryota; Metazoa; Chordata; Actinopteri; Clupeiformes; Clupeidae. Gene Ontology annotation, biological process: snRNA transcription. The record is from RefSeq and is a predicted model, not a curated record. The transcript has 4 exons. Gene Ontology annotation, cellular component: nuclear body. Gene Ontology annotation, molecular function: RNA polymerase II general transcription initiation factor activity.
GUGACGUAAGAUGUGCUAGCUUGGGCUCUGGUGCUACUACGGAAAGCAGCAGUGAAGUAGUUGAAUAAAAUGUUAUCUGUAUAACCAUAAUUCCUGUAUCGAUAUUAAGUUGUCUUAUCGGCUCAGAUAAGUCUCAAACAACGCAUCAAAUGCUUGCUCCUUAACCCCACCUAAGUAAGUGAAGAUCCGUCGGUGUAAUGUAUAAUUGUGCUGUUUGAACGCAGUCAUCCUCUAAACUUGUAUUUCAAAACAUUAGUCAACGUUAGCAAAAUCCGGAAGAGUACUUAUGUAUUAUUCGCUAUAAAUGAUAAUAAUUAUAAACCCUCAGAGCGAACAUUAAGGAAUGGAGUGGUUAUGGUGUUAACUUGCUUUAUCCCCAUAAGUUAAGCGAUGAAGCCCCCCACUCGUACCACUAGGUCCACGAAGUCUGCUGCUCAAUGGUUGAAGAAACCAAAAAAGAAACCAAAGAUCAAGACGAAAUCCAAUUCAAAUGCAAAGUGGCAAUCCGGAGAACUUCGCAACAUUUUAAGAGGACUCCGACAACAAUACAAAUCUGGUCUAGAUGACAUCGACACGUGUGCUCUCCAACAGCGCGUGCCUAAACGUUCAGUACAGGAGGUGGAAUCAUUGCUGACGUCUCUGAAGCUGACUGUUGCAAGAAAAGUGUUCCAUCAAGUGACCAAACAGAGAAAGAACGAACAGGAGCUAAGGACUCCUAUCCAAGUGUGGACUGAGUUGAUGGGGAGAAUUGCUGGAAAUCACGAAGACAAAAUUUCUUCAGCAUUCUCUCGGAUGCUGGUAAUAGCGGGCACAGAACCCUGCAAUCUCAAGCACUCAGACCCACCCCGCGAUCUUGGAAACCCAUCACCAGCCACAACCAAGGCACAGCCGAUUUCAAAGCCGAUUUCAAAGUUUUUCACCAUCUGUAGCCGCUUGAGAACUGGUUCCAAGAUUAGUUCCAAUACUGAUGCACGUUCUGCUGAUGUUUCAAAUCCCAGUGUUUCUUGUCAGGACAAGGACAAGGACAAGGACAAGGACAAGGACAAGGACAAGGACAAGGACAACCACCUGCUCUCCAAGUCACCUUUGAGUUCUAGCAUGCCCACCAAGCCAGUAGUCUCAGGUGGUUCAUCAACAAUCACUGGUGCAAAACCGUCCCCCUCUACAGCACAGCAUACCCAGACUCCUGCAGUGAUUGAACGUGCCCAGGCAGUAAGAACACAAGACAACUCGGUCCCUUUAGAUCUGACUGCCUCCUCCGCAACAUCAUCAUCAUCAUCUGGACUCUGCCAACAGUCAGUGAACAAGCAGGGGGGUAAUUCCAGCCAAGGCAACCCUUCUCAGUCUGACGGAGUGGAGAACACAGUAGACUUUGAAAAGAUUCACACGUUCCUCAGCACGGUCACUAAGGACAGUGAGUGCUCCCUCACAGCAAUGGAGAGUGCGGUGGUUUUGGACCUCAUCAUGUCUCUGCCUGAAGAGCUCACCAUGUUGGACUGCCAGAGUCUGCAGGAUCACUUUCUGCAGGUCUACUCGCGGCUCACCGCUCCCGUCAUCAAAAUGACGCCGCUGGCGAAGAAAAAGGCUCAACCGACUACCGUGCAUUCAUCAGCAUCGAGCAUUGAGAGGGAAGAGCCCACUGCUGUGCCUCAGGCCCCGAAACCUGUAAACCUGAACUGGGAGAAUGUAGGCAUUUGUCCUCUCAAUCCUUUAAUGGUGCCCUUAUCUCUUUUAACACGAAAAAGUGACAAAGACUCGUGAAAUUGUAUCUCAGUUUGUUAAUGGUUGUUGAAGUGUGAUUUGUUAAUGUUACUGUUAUGUUGAAAGGUAAUGGUUGUUUUUGUGGUCCUAGCAAGAUUUUGUUUUACUUACCCACCUCUUUACAAGAAAUCUGGGGUUACAAAAGGAUUUUUCAUUCAGACAAGUUUUUUUUCAUUCUUGACUGUCAAUAAAAGACAAUAAACACUGA